AAGUACUUUUUAAUAUAUACUACCCAGAUUUUAAUACAGAAAUCUACAGCUGUUUUUAGAAAUAAUUAUCUUGCCAACUAUUUUAGUAUAGAUGCUACUAAUACUGUUAGACAAAAGCCUAUUAAAUAUACUUAUAUAAAAUAUUUUUAA
Messenger RNA from Aspergillus japonicus CBS 114.51, 150 nucleotides. RefSeq lists its product as uncharacterized. The transcript has a single exon. NCBI's taxonomy places the organism in Eukaryota, Fungi, Ascomycota, Eurotiomycetes, Eurotiales, Aspergillaceae. The record is from RefSeq and is a predicted model, not a curated record. The annotation marks the transcript as partial.